Molecule: messenger RNA, 537 nt
Organism: Clonostachys solani
Lineage: Eukaryota; Fungi; Ascomycota; Sordariomycetes; Hypocreales; Bionectriaceae
Source: the annotation of a GenBank genome assembly
AUGCGCCCAAAUCAGCUCGAGCACAUCUACCACCAGUACAAGCAUGACACCAAGGCAGUCGCUCUAUGGCUCGCCUCCACGGCCAAGAUCUGUGGUUAUCCGGAGGACCUGCUUGCCUCCAAAUCUUGGGGUGUCUUACACUCGAGGCUCGACCAAUUGAAAGAGGAGAAACGAAAGAAGAACGGUCGUGGUCGAAAGCUAUCGCCAUCGUCUCCUCGCACUCAGAGAGAGGAACACAUAUUGGCCCUGGAUGACAUCCUGCCACUGGCCAAAUUCAUCGCUCAACGUACCGAUCCUACCGUCUCUAUGCCCGAGGCCUUCUCGCAGACUCUUGAUAGACUUAUUUCCCUACGCACCAAGUUCAGCCAGAUGAAGACCAUUACCAACACAAAGGCAGAUUCAGAGUCAGAUAGGAAUCAUGGAUUCUUCGUUGGUGUCCUUAAGAAUGUCAGAGAAACUUUGCGACCCGCACAGCGAUUUAGGGGGCGGACAAAUCUCCCUAGGCUGAGUCGCAGGCUGCUGAUGAGAAUAUUCUGA